Messenger RNA from Tilletiaria anomala UBC 951, 537 nucleotides. RefSeq lists its product as uncharacterized. The transcript is spliced from 3 exons. NCBI's taxonomy places the organism in Eukaryota, Fungi, Basidiomycota, Exobasidiomycetes, Georgefischeriales, Tilletiariaceae. Bases 22 to 219 code for a protein of 65 amino acids. The record is from RefSeq and is a predicted model, not a curated record.
AGAUUGGCUACGUUCGCUCGGAUGGGCGGGCACAUGCUCGUCAUAAAGCGCCUUAAGGAGCUCAUCAAGGUCCACAGCCUCCAGGUUACCCCUGCCGGAGUCGAGGACAGUCAACCGACCUGGUACAUGCGCAUCUAUCCCCUGCCUCCCGUUUCUCCCGUUCUACAGUCUCAUGCGUACAUCGUCAAGCGCCUUCACGCCUUCACGCCAGACAAAUAGCUCGCCAACUUCAUUCAGGCACAUAUCGCCACGGUCACUGUGCACUACAAGCACAUCUGUGGUGGCUUGCACUUCCGAGAGAGAAUUCCGAAUGGGACCCUCGGGCAAGGUUCUCAGAUGCGAGCUACUGGGGAUUGCGAAAGAGAAUGAUGGCGGUGGCGGGGAGGCCAAAGCGAAUCUGUAGCUGGGAAGCCGUGGAAACGAACUAAAUAUAUAUGCAAUCUCUUAAGUAUAAGUGCUUGGUCCAAACUACCAAGAGCGAUCUUGACAACCCCAGCACAUGUGUACACCUAUGUAGAAGCCGCUUGAACUUUCCGG